Didymodactylos carnosus is the source of this 1479-nucleotide messenger RNA. The record is from the annotation of a GenBank genome assembly. Lineage: Eukaryota; Metazoa; Rotifera; Eurotatoria; Philodinida; Philodinidae.
AUGGAUCUGGCGUCAUGUAAACUACAAAAUCGUAAUUUAGUACAAAAUGGAGCAUUAGUGGCAUUGAAUAUCAUUUUGAUUAUGAGCGAUGAGGGAGAAACUACUGUGACAAAUAAUGAAGUAAGUAGUGGUGAACAGGAUGAUGUGGUGACUAUGGAUUGUAAUAGUAGCGGAGAUAUCGAUGCAGAACAAAUAGAUGAUCUUAUGAAUGAUGCGUCGGUGUUACCGAAAGAAGACACAAACGGAGUACAAGCAUUAGAAAAACGCAUUCUUCAUAUGUUGAUUACAUUACAAGUGCGAUACUUCGUGUCAGAAGCAUCUGUGAACUAUGUUGCUCGCUCUUUAUCGCAUAUUUUUGAAUUUGCCGGUUCCUGUCAGCCCGAUUUAAAAAUAACAUCUCUUUUGCUAGAACGGUUCGUCAAACCAGAUUUUCGUUUAAAAAAAGCCACUGAAUAUUUUAAUUACAUCGCUCCAGUACCCAAAUCUUACGCGGUUACUACUGAAACAUAUAAACAUGGGCAACGUGUGACAGAGGGAAAAAAAGUCAAAUAUUGUUAUGUUCCAUUUUACGAAAGCUUGAGUAAUUAUUUACAACUGCCAGAAGUACAGAUAGAUCUAAACCGUAGAAUACCUCCUCAUGAUCCGAAAAACAUACAUGAUUUCUACGGUGGAUCUUUCUGUAUGAAUCAUCCACAAUUCAAAAACGAAAAUUAUCUAAAAAUUGAGCUGAACAGUGAUGAUCUGAACAUUAGCAACCCAGUUGGGAAUCGCAUUGAGGUGGACAUUAAUGGGAUCAAAAAACAAUAUUUCGGUGAUUUAUUUUUCACUCUUGGUGAUUUUCCUGCGUCGACAUCUUUACAUGGGUUCAAAGAAAGUGUCUCAGCGCAACAUUUUUGUCCUUUAUGUGAUGUCACUAAAGAUUGUUUUGAACGCGAUAUCCUCUAUGAUUUUCCAUGUAUCACUCUUAACGAGUAUCGAACACGAUGUAAAGAAUUAGAAGAAUUAGAUCGAUACAAUACAGCGUUUGCAUAUUUUUCUAAACGCUUUGGUAUCAACAACAGAAGUUUAUUCGAUGAAUUACAACUAUUUGACGUAACCGUACAAUUAUUAUUCGAUCCAAUGCACGUUCUAUUGGAAGGAAUAGUAAAAAACCAUUUACACGCGUUUAUCGAUUACUGUGUGACAAACAAUUUAUUUUCAAUGAAAGAAUUUUGUGACAACGUCAACAAAUUUCAGUACAACAAAACGGUUAAUUUCGUUUCACAACAAACAAUUCAGAUUGCUUUAUCCGGGCAAGAUGAAACCAAAAUUUCAUUUUCUGACGCAUUUUCCGAGACAAAUGGCUUUGUUUGGCCCAUUGAGGUGAGCUAAUCGUAACCCAGCAUCUUUUUUACUCAUUCUUGCUCUUGCUUAGAUACAUCAACUGUCUUGCAUCGGAAAGAAAACAUCAGUUUUUCAAAGCCAACAAGUCAAGAAAUU